AUGAAGAGCAAUUCGAUCUUCGAAAAUCUGAGCGACUUCUCAAGUUCGUAUGUGGACAAAAUUCACAGGAGCAAAGAGGACGAUGACGCCAAUAUAGCCUUCCUGUGCAAUAGGAAGGAAGCAGUUCUACAUAAUAGAAGGGUGAACAUGGAUAAUUUACUCAUAAACAAUGAGUACAAUUUCGUACCCCAGUUAGACAUAGUUAAUAAGCACAUCGCUGUGAAACCGUACACACAAGACGUUUCUCAUCAUGUGAGGGGAACUAAACGGAGUGACAAAAGGUUUGGUGAUGCAGAUGCGGACCCAAGCCGGCAAAGGGUGCGGCCGAAAAUGGCCUCCAAAUUGCUUCCCCCAGUGGGGCAACCGGUAAGGAAAAAGGCCGCGCACAAUGGUAGGCAAAGGGUUAAACAAAGGAUCGGGCAAACAAUGCGAAACAACUCAGAACAAGAGGUGGGUCGAGGGACACGACAAAACACACCUCAAGCGGUAGGACAAAAGAGUAGACAUGGGGAGGAACCCAGGGAAAUACAUACAAACGAACGGGACCAAGAUGUGCUCGAAGAAAAACAUCUCAGGAGCCCCACCUCUUCCUCGGAUUGGUAUGACAAAAACAUGUACAGAAAUUAUUAUCUACUAAACAAAAGUUGCUCAUACUUAAAGUCCAAAUGUGAUAGGGAUACAGUUUUAGAUCCAUAUAGAAUGGAGGUGGAGGAACGGAUCAAUGGAAACCACCAGUUUAAUCUUCGUGAUGAAAAUGAUGAGAAAGAUGGUCACAUGUGUGCCCAGAGUUAUCCUUAUGAUAAAGAAAAAGUGCGUAAAAAAAGGGCGUUUCAUUUCAAAAUUGAUAAGGAAAAAGCUUCUGAUUUGGGAACAUAUAAUGGUAGUAUGAGCUCGGACAUGUUAUUAUAUAAUAGCGAAUAUGAUGAUGGUAAGUACCCGGAUAAAACAGAGACAUAUGAUUUUUUAAAAGAAUGUGAUUAUGAAAAUGGCACAAAUUCUGCGGACCGAACAAAAUACGACGAUGAUGGAUCAUCUCUCGAGAUGCUACACACUCUUGAGUACGAAAAGGACACCAACAUUUCGGAUAUAAAAAAUUUCCCCGUGCGCACACGUUCAUACAGACACAGAGGAGAAACGUACGCGGAAAAAAAAAAUAUAUCAUCAAGUAGUAACAUGUCUCAAUUGAUGCAAAUAAAAUAUUUAAUAAAUAAAAAAAAAAAUUCAUCCAACAGAAAAAAUGGAAAUUCCCCAUUUUAUGAUUAUAAAAAUAACAACACAUUUGUAAAAUUGCUCAUGACUGAAAUAAAAAUAGAAACAAAGCUAUACAACUUAAUUUUAUUUCUGUUCCUGUUGAUAGUAUUAUCACUCUUUAAGGAUAUAUCUAAUUACAUAGUUAUUACAAGAAAGUGCUACAACAUAUAUGAAAAUCCAAUAAAAUCAAUUAAAAGAAUAUUAAAAUGUGUAAUUUGGGCUUUAAAAAUUGGGUAUAAAUGCACUUCUCCAUUUAUUCUGUAUAUGUUAUCAUUUUUUGGUGUAAUAAUUUUCCGCACUUUUUUACUUCUCAACAUUCCUAUCUUCCUUUUGUUAUUUUAUUGCAAAUUUUUUCUGAAAAAUGACGAUUCCUCUGUUAAGCUAUACCUCCUUUUUGUUGUCAACAUAUACAAGUAUAUUGUUUUCCAUUUUGUUCAUAUUUUAAAGAAUUAUUCCAAUAACAUUUGUUUCCGUGAUUUUUUGUCCGUCAUUUGUGUAUCUUUUCAUUUCAUUUUUUUUUCCCUCUAUCGAAUUGUUCACAAAAUUUACACUAAUAAAGUUCGAUAA
Plasmodium fragile is the source of this 1818-nucleotide messenger RNA. RefSeq lists its product as uncharacterized. The transcript has a single exon. Lineage: Eukaryota; Apicomplexa; Aconoidasida; Haemosporida; Plasmodiidae. The coding region runs from base 1 to 1818 and encodes 605 amino acids. The record is from RefSeq and is a predicted model, not a curated record.